CUUAGACGAGGCCGCCUCAGUAGAUACUUACUAACAUCGCUCUUCAGACGCGAGACGAACAGACGGACAAAUAGUGUUCCUUAUAGUGAUCCACGCAUCUUUAUUCUUUUACAAUGAAAGUGAAGCCAGAGCUACUGGUGCAGCCUUCGGGGGAGAUGUGGAAGAAGAUCAGGGUGGAGCUGAACGAGGAUGUCUCCACCAACGAUAGAGACCUGGAGGCCAUCAAGGACUGGAUGAAGAAACAGCCGCAUCUGCCUGAUGAAUGGGAGGACCAGCCUCUGAUGACCUUCCUCCGCGGCUGCAGCUUCUCCCUGGAGAAGACCAAGCGUAAGCUGGACAUGUACUUCACCAUGCGCGCCGCUUGUCCGGAGUUCUUCACCAACAGAGACGCCACUUUACCAGAUUUGUUCGAGAUUCUUACCAAUAAAAUACAAGGCCCAGCGCUACCUGGUAUAACUCCAAACGGCAGGAGAGUCACAGUUUGUAGAGGCAUCCACCCAGACCUGAACAGCCAGCAGAUCACGGAUACCCUGAAGCUGGCUCUGAUGAUAGGAGACGUCCGUUUAACUGAGGAAAAGGAGGGAGUCGCAGGAGACAUCUACGUCCUCGAUGCUGCUAUACUUGGGCCCAGUUUACUGGCUAGACUCAGCCCGUCUACUGUUAAGAAGUUUAUGAUUUGUGUUCAGGAAGCAUACCCAAUAAAGUUGAAAGAGGUGCACAUAGUAAACACCUCGCCGAUUGUAGAGAGAUUCAUUAACUUCGUGAAGCCUUUCCUCAAGGAGAAGAUCAGAAAACGGAUCUUCAUUCACAAGGAAAUCAAGGACCUAUACAAAUACGUGCCCCAAGAAAUGUUACCGCUGGAGUAUGGUGGUCCGGUUAGCAACAUGGCUGCACUGCAAGAGCGAUGGACCAACACCCUGAUAGAAUACCGGGACUGGUUCUCGUCCCAGGAUGAGGUGAAAGCAAACGAGGCUCUUAGACCAGGGAAGCCUACCAACUACGAUGAACUUUUUGGAAUCGAUGGAUCCUUCAGGCAACUGACUAUCGACUAAUAACCUACAUGUUUGAGAAUAGAUAAUCAUAAACCAAAUCUGUAGACCCACUGGUUAAACUUAAGGAUCAGAGAUCAAAAAACUCUGUUCUUCAGAAAGACUCAUUUAUCUAAAGCUAGUAUUAAUUCGUUACUUGACCACCCAAAUCCCCUGGAAGUAGCGGCUUCUGGAUACAUCCCGCUUAGGGACGGUACUGAAAAGUAUCGAUGUCCGAAGGACGUAAUAUACGAUCCCGACGUCCCGAUUACUCUAUCCAUAGAGGCGGCCAAUCAGCUCGCGAUAACAAACACUUCAGAACCCCGAUACCGACCCCGCCGGCGUGGUCGACGAAUUCCCUCAUUCAGCGCUUAUGGCUAUCAUCCCACUGGGGUCGAUUGAUUCUUUCAAAUAUUAUCCUCUCAGACGACGCCCCGAGCCGAGGUUCGCGCCCAACUGGGCGCCCUCAGGCCUGUUGUCUUUAAUUUUAUACCGAGUGAGAGCCCACGGCGCUCCCCAUAUGUCCGGCCAAGUAGUUAAUGCCAAAAGCGACUAAUCUACAAUAAGUCACGUCAAAAAGACGAAUUUGUUUUUGAAUUUAUGUUUGGAUCACAAAUUAUUAUCACAUACUGAGCGGUGAAGGAAAACAUCGUGAGGAAACCCGCAUACCCGAGAAAUGCGUUUCGGAGGUAUGAGUAGGUUAGGUCUAACCUGUAUUGGGCUGGUUUUCCCUUCGGGUUAGAAGGUCAGACAGGCAGUCGCUUCUGUAAUAAACCGGACCUGUCUAAUUUUCAGGUUAGGUAAGCAGACCCUAUGAAUACGGGAUUACGCUAGGAAAAUGAUAAUGAUCUAUUUUAGGCUCAAGGCUAUAUUCCUAAUUGGUGUAAUCAGAAGUACAGCAUCGUAUAAAGUGCCUGCAUGCCCACGUUUCGCCACGUUACUAUACCAACGUGAUAGUUUUACCUGCGGGGUCUACAAUGGUUUAUGGUCAAACAAUUACGUAUUUUAAGGAUAAUGGCAUUCUCUAUGAACAGCCAUAAGCGGUAUUGAUAUCAUAAAAAUGAGAUAGUUCGUUUAGACUAUCGAAAAUAAAUGGAAAACGGCUUGUUUCAUAACUAGUUAUGAAUAAUAGCGAAAAAUAUUCAAUGAGGGAUUUUCCAGGCUAAGUUCCUCGAAAACAAUAUAGAUGGCAGCCUCUUACUUCAGUAGGCCGGAGUGAGAUGGUGGCUGAUUUCGGAUAGGGACCCAGACCUAUGGGGUAUAACGUAGAACCCUUGCCUGAAAACGGGUGAAGACCUCAACGGUUGCAGAGGCGGAGAUGGGACGGCAAUGUAGGACGGAAGAGGCGAAUCACAGUAACUGUAACCUGGAACCUAACAGAGGGCAGCAUAUUCAGAGGCUUUGAAAUAGACUACUCUGGGCAACAUCCCACUCGCGUCAGAGAGUACUCACUCAGAAGGCAAGAGGGAAACCAAGGUCCCGUUGUAAUUAUGUUUAUAAACAUUGACACAUUUUAUGACAUCAAUAUUGUCUGUGACUGCUCAUAUUUUUUACCUUGCCCAUUCUCCUUUCUGCUCAUUUAAUGUGAUACUGUAUUGCUUUACACUUGUGUGUAUAAAUACUAUAUUUAUAGGAUAAGAUUAAUUUGUAAAUAUCUUUUGCUGUUAGUUCAUGGGACAUUCAGGAUUCUACCAGGGCGGUUAAAAAGGCCACAUCGAAGCAAUUCAUCUAAAAAAGCUAUAUUGCGAUUUGACAUUUGUGCAUAUAAAAGUAACUGCGCAAUGCAAACAAAUGUCAAAUAGUAUUAUUGCUUUUUAGAUGAAUUGCUUGGAUGUGGCCAUUUUAAUCCCCCAAGAUUAUACAUUGUUUUAAGUUUACGCGGUUAUUAUCAUAAUUAAAACACAAUAACGGGUUCUUACCGCGGGCGUAUGUCUGCCCGUAGAAAAUUAUUGAUCUACCUACUCCACUCCAAUCUCAUCAGUCAUCCCGUGAUCAUGGCACUUGCAACAGUGUCGAAAUAUCGGGAGUCUCAUAUCCCUAUUUUAAACGCGGUAAGAACCCGUUAUUAUGUGUCCCCCAAGAUUCUCUCUUGCUUUUAUCUAGUCCCUAUAUUGCACGACUCUAAAUUGCAAACAUGUUCACAUUUGAUUUGAAAAUCAUAUUAUGCUUAUUAAAUGCCACUAUGUCAGUUCGAGUACAGAACCAGAGCUCUAAUCCGAUCCAACUGCAGCGAGGAGUGAGACAGGGAGAUGUCAUCUCUCCGAAACUGUUCACUGCUGCAUUGGAGGAUAUUUUUAAGCUUCUGGACUGGAAAGGAUUUGGCAUCAACAUCAACGGCGAGUACCUGACGCACCUUCGAUUUGCCGAUGAUAUAGUCCUAAUGGCUGAGACCCUGGAAGACCUGAACACCAUGCUCGAGCAUCUCAGUAACGCAUCCCAACGAGUGGGUCUUAGGAUGAACAUGGCAAAGACAAAAAUUAUGUCCAACGACCAUGUCGCACCCACUCCAGUUCAGGUUGGGAACGUUACACUCGAAGUUGUAGACCAGUACAUUUACCUAGGACAAAUAAUCCAGUUAGGUAAGUCCAACUUCGAGAAAGAGAUCUCUCGUCGGAUCCAACUCGGAUGGGCAGCGUUCGGGAAGCUGCGGAAUAUCUUCUCGUCCAAAAUACCUCAGUGUCUCAAGACGAAAGUCUUUGACCAGUGCGUGUUGCCAGUGAUGACCUACGGCAGUGAGACGUGGCCGCUUACUAUGGGUCUCGUGAGGAGGCUCGGUGUCGCUCAGCGGGCAAUGGAGAGAGCUAUGCUCGGUAUUUCCCUGCUCGAUCGAAUCAGAAAUGAGGAGAUCCGCAGGAGAACUAAAGUCACCGACAUAGCUCGAAGAAUUGCAAAGCUGAAGUGGCAGUGGGCAGGACACAUAGCGAGGAGAACCGAUGGCCGAUGGGGCGGAAAGGUUCUGGAGUGGCGACCACGUGUCGGACGACGCUCAGUGGGUAGGCCCGCUACAAGGUGGACCGACGAUCUGGUGAAGGUCGCGGGAAGCCGCUGGAUGCGGGCAGCGCAGGACCGAUCGUCGUGGAGAUCCUUGGGGGAGGCCUAUGCCCAGCAGUGGGCGUCAUACGGCUGAUGAUGAUGAUGAUGAUUAUGCUUAUUAGUAGUAGUUUAUGUUCCUUUAUAAAUAUAUUGGUCCCAAUUAUUGACGAAGAUUUUGUGCACCUAAUUCGUUUUAUUGUUACUGACAUUCAAGACUCGUUAUGAUAUUGAUAGUCUCAUGUUGGUAAUACUAACACUUACAGCUACUAUUUCAACCUAUAUACGAUUGUACCUAUUAGUCUGAGAACAUUAUUCUACUUUUAAAGUACCUAAUUGCUUUAUAUUUUUAUUUAAUAAAUACAAUUGGGUAGUUUCCCAGGUCAAAGAUAAAUUAUGAAAUUUUGAUUACUAAAUAGAAACAAAUCUAAAGGUGACAAAAAGCGUUCUCUUUUUCUAUUUAACUUAUUUAUGAAUUUUAAUAAUGAAAAAUGUAAUAAAAACUGCGCCAUUUUGACACGUUUUUCUAUGACGUCACAGGUUGUUGUUUCAUACAAUUUCUGCAGUCGUUUCGUGUUUUGACGUUUAGUAAAAAGUAACUGAUUUGACUAGUUGGAAACUACACUAUUAGGAUCACUACCUGAAAUUUUGUAAUUUGUAAUUAGGUGCCGUUAUAAGAAAUAAAGAAACUUCACAUUUU
Pectinophora gossypiella (pink bollworm) is the source of this 4758-nucleotide messenger RNA. RefSeq names its product alpha-tocopherol transfer protein-like. The coding region runs from base 114 to 1052 and encodes 312 amino acids. Gene Ontology annotation, cellular component: membrane. The transcript is spliced from 8 exons. Gene Ontology annotation, molecular function: phosphatidylinositol bisphosphate binding. NCBI's taxonomy places the organism in Eukaryota, Metazoa, Arthropoda, Insecta, Lepidoptera, Gelechiidae. The record is from RefSeq and is a predicted model, not a curated record.